AUGCCCAACUAUAUCCGUAUCUUGCACCACGCAUGGCAAGGCCUGGUAAAGGAGGAACGAGAGCUCUUCAGAAGCGAAGCGCACAUCCUCACCCUUAGCCCUGCUGGCAGUCUCCUGCAGAGCGCGGCGCUGCCGGGUGCCCUAGCCGCUGCGGCCGCCUGCCUGCUGCUGGCGCUGAGUGUAGCCUGCCUGCUGCAACGUCGCCGUCGUAAGACGGAAGACCAGCCCGCCGCCUCCGAACAGGGUGCCUACGAGCGCCUGGACUGCAGCCGCUCGCCCAGGGUGUCUAUCUCGGUGGCCGGCCCCAACGACCGCACGCCCUCGCCCACGUCCCGGCGUAGUCUGCGCCGUGGCACCAACGAGCCGCACUUCUAUGGCGGCUGCAUAGCACAAGAGCGUCCGAUCGACUUCGUGGUGCCCACGCUGGCCGGAUCAUCCCUGUGCGGCUCCGCUGCCAGCCUCAUGUCAGAUGCUAGUUCUACAGUCGCUGAACCUUUUGGGCCACCCUGCUCGUCUCCUGGCGAUCCUGGACCCGUCUCACUGCUACCUGUCUCCACUUCUCUGCUGGGUGGCCUGAACCCCGAGUUGUACCGCGUGACAGCGGAAAACGGCGCCGACGACGGUGAAGAGCGCAGCUUCCCCGAGAGCCACCGUGGACGCAUUUGGUUUUCGCUCCAGUACGAGGAUCCCCGCGAGAGCCUCGAGCUGCGUGUGAUCAAGGCACGCAACCUGCCCUCGCGCGUCUGCGGAUCGGUCAACUGCUGCGACCCUUUCGUCAGGAUUCAAAUAUUACCUGACGAGCGGAGAUACCAGCAGACGAAAUUUAAGAAGAAAACUUGCAAUCCCGUCUUCGACGAGACCUACAUAUUCCAGAUCCCUGCUAAGGCCCUGUCGGAACGAGUACUCAAGCUGACGGUGCUCGAUAACGACCGUGGCAAGCGACACAACGUCAUUGGACACGUGCUGUUCCCUCUUCGAGAUCUGGAUCCGCUCUCCGGUGAACGCAUCGUGGCCUGGAGAGACCUGGAAACAACUGUCGAUCUGGCGCCACCGGACCAAGGUGAACUGUUGCUGGGCCUUUGCUACAAGGCUGGCCUCGAGAGGCUCACCGUCACCGUGAUGGAGGCCCGUGGCCUUGUCUCACCUCCGGAUAUGGGGAACCAAGCCUCCCUCGACACUCAGGUGAAGGUGACUUUCCUGCUUGAGAACAAAGUGGUCAAAAGCAAGAAGACGUCUGUGGUCAAGCGAUCAACGGAGCCCAAGUUUAUGGAGUCAUUUGCGUUCCGCCUGGCACCUGCAGGGCUCAGUGCCGCCAGUGUAAUUCUGAAGCUCACCUGCCUGGCACCACCAUACAAAGACCGAUGCCUGGGGCGCGUCGUCCUCGGGUCGUUCAUGUUCGCCCGUGGCCAGGCGCAGCAACACUGGACCGACGCAAUGGCUGCAGCGCCCAAGCAGAUCCACCGCUGGCACCGGCUGUCCUGAAUGCGGCCGCACUCCCCUCUUCCCCCAGUUUCCAUACCCGACGAUGCCGCUGCAAGCAGAUUUGGCGACGGAUCACCCUCGUUGAUGCUGUCAUGCGCCAGAGAGGCCCUACUGGAUGCGUGCUGAAGAAGCGCUCUCAUGUAGUGCCGUCUGAAUUUGUUUGUGACCUGCUUUCAGUGUAACAACAUGGUGCUGUGCGGUCCCUUCUUAACCUCUUCUAGUAUUCCGUGGUGUGUGCGACUUGUCUGUUUAAAGGUGGUCUGUAGUACAGGAGAAGAACCUCUGUGUUAACGCAAACGCUUCAUUCCUCUUGAGUGCACAUCCCAGACAACCGCAUUUCAUACUGUGAAGCACGCCUCACAUGUCCGCUGCGUGUUGAAGCGUUCUUACUACGCCAGUGCAAUACGAUUGUCAAAACAUUAUUAUAACAAGCUAUGACUGUUCUUAUAUAUCGUAAUAGCGGCGAUUUUGGUUGCUUUUCAAAGUAUUCAAGCGUUCCAGAAUCUACACAGACACGCACUAUUUAUGGGGUGUACAGCACCUCGAUAUAUUUUUUCCGUGGCUAUGAUAACCACAAAAGCGGUGGAGAAUGUUUUGCUUCUGACAGAAAAAGGUAGCAUAGUAGUUUCAUAGGGAAACGCAAUAUUUUACUGACCCUCGAGGCGAUGCAUACAAUACUAAACUGCAGACAUGUUGGCAAACUACAGUGUUCACCAUCAACAUCUUAUUCUAUAGCGUCUUGUGGAGCGUCUCACUUUGCCUGAAGCCCUUUCUAAUGUCUCUACAGUCGCUGCUCUUGCUGCUAUUGUUAUCCCGUAACUAUCUCUUGUAAGUAUACCGCCUUGACAAUUCGGGAUGCAACGUCUUCAAAAACCAUUUUUCAGACGUCUGUUCAAAUGUCGAGAGCUUCAUCUCGCGUACGUAAGUAGUGCUUACAUUCAGGCGCAAUGUUGAGAUCAUUUCUAAGUUAGAUGGCUGAAAGAGCUGCCGGAAUUAUAAAAACAUACGACGCUGCUUCCUCAAACAACUGUGCUAGGACCUCGACACUGCUUGAUCUACUGACUCCUCGAGUAGUCUUUUUUUCGUGUGUGUGCGAGUGUUAUUAAUCAUAUCGCGAAUAUGGUGCAUUUCUGCAACUGACAUGGAGCUUAUGGAAUGACAGAAAAAAAUAUUUAAUAUGCUAUGACCCACAAAAACAUUUUAGGUACCACGCUUUACACUGUAGGGUCGAAGCUUAAAAAUACUACUGCGCCUAUCGGUUUGCCCGCAAAAAAAGUAAAAAUAAAGCAGGUCCAAAAAUUGCGAAAGUCCGACGAAAGCAGUCCUUUCAUUAAAUAUCGUUUCAGAUUCCAUAUACAGGAGCGCUGUUCACGAGGCUGAAUACAACUUGAUUUUCUACAGUGCUCCCGUAUGGGGGCUGAAAUUCUUUUAAACUUUAUGACUAUUUCGGUCAAGCCCUGCCGCGCUGGUCUAGGGACUAAGGUACUCGGCUGCUGACCCGCAGGUCGCGGGAUCAAAUCCCGGCUGCGGCGUCUGCAUUUUUGAUGAAGGUGAAAAUACUGUAGGUCUGUGGGCUCAGAAUUCGGUGCAAGUUAAAGAACCCCGAGUGAUCUAAAUUUCCGGAGCCUUCCACUACUGCAUCUGUCAUUUCAGAAGGUGGAUUCGGGGCGUUAAAUCUCACAUAUCAAUCAACUAUUUCCGUCAGUGCUGAGCUUCGCAAUUUUGAUAUGUAUUGUCCCUGCCCAGCCAAGUUGCCCUGAAACUUUGAAUUCAAAAGGAUAAGAAAAAGAAAGACAAUGUAGACGUUACACAGCGUUUUUUUUUUUUUUACUUCGGAGCAGAUCGUAAGCAGCAGCAUCGUCUCCUCAUGAUAGCGAGCAUAAUAUUAGAGAAAACACCUUUACAAUGACAAGUUCCUUUUUUGAAAGAUAAAUAAAAGAACGUUCAUUAGGAGGCCAGUGAGUGAAUGUGAGAGGGUCCCUUACUUCAGUAACCCUCUGGCCUGGACCACCUCCCGGGCCAGGACGACGAGUUGGCGCUGGUCGACCAGAUCCGGCUUGGAGAUCGCAGGCUCCGACGCUUAGCAAAUCAUUUUCUUUUGGUUGGCGAGAGCAUAUGUGCGUACAUGUCUCGCAUGAACAAAGCUGGUAAACGGCUGCGCUCGUGCAUGAUCCGGUGAGAAACAAAGAACGCGCAACUUACUUGGCUUGGCACGCUUCCCUUUUUUAUUUCUCGCAUUCGUCCUCACCACCUGUUACCUGACUGUAGUAUGCUGAUCACCCAGAACUCCGUUAACACAAAUAAAAGGUGCCUCUUUGCGACGUGCCAAUCUGAUGGAACAAUGAGCCACAAGUUUACUCAGCGGUGAAGCUGCGGUGAUGUGUGCUUUUAAGAGAAAGUCUGCGAAUGACUGUACCAAUAUUGCUGCAAGAUGUGUACAGUGCUGGAGGGAGAUGUCCAGAUUGUAUACGUAUUUCUGAAUGUGUAUCCGCACAAGGAAUAUGGUUGUACUGAAUAUUUUGCAGGACUUAUCUGUGCUUAGAAAGACUGUUGGACUUUUGGCUAUCAUUUUGUUGUUGCUCUUAUGGAUGACUCGUUAGGCAGUUUACGAAGGUCACAAUGAAGAACAGACUGGUGACUCGUAUUUCCGAUUCUACCAGGCUCCAUUUCAUACAUAGUGGGAUAAGGUGCGUUGAUAGGACUUCUUGCUGUAGCCGUUUUCGGACGAUGAUAUAGUUCACUGUUUUUCACGAGCCUUACAUAAGAUUUUUCUUUUAGGCUGAAUAAUAUUCGAGAAAAAAAUAGUUACACCUUAAAAUGAAAAAAAAACAAACUGGGUUAUCCUACUGGUAAUAGGUUGGUUUAUGCUAUUCUGGCGUUUAAUUAUUUUUCUUGGCAUGUAAUUUUCCUUGUCGUCCGCCCCUGACGGCAGGUUCGCGCAGCGUUUGCACGAGCACGUGUGACUACGAAACAUGCAUAACUUCGACGACGCUGAGCGCUAAAGUAUGGAAUGGACAAUAGUAGUGUUUGAAAUUUGGCGCUCCAUUUGAGGUAGUGUAUACGGCCAGUGAAGACGCUGAAGUGAUUGCGAAUGAUACUUUAUACCAACAAAAAUGAUCGAACUGUAACUCGCCUCACUUAAGUUCAGCCGGCUCGUGUGCAAGAACGUCUGGAUGCACUUUUUAUCAGCUCUGUAGUGUCCAUAGUUUAGCAGCUGCGGUAUUAAGGAGCAGGCAUUUCCCUCUAAAUUACGUGCGACUUCCUUUUUUUUCUUUUUUGGAAGCAGAGAAUUCGUGACACGGGAGCAGUUAUUGCUACGACAGCUAAAGACGACACACAAGAAAAGAGACGGGGACAGGCACACACUACCAGCGGGCUUUGUUGAAGCAAGAUCCACACAUUUUUAUACCGACGCCAUGCGCAGAUGCACCGUCACAACAACCAAAAAAAUUCAAACCAGAGGAGGAAAAAAUUGAAAUUCAGCGUUGUACAGCGCAAUGGGUGUUUCGCUCACGCACUUGUCACAUGUCUAGUUUUUUUUAAUAAAAAAAAGCUUAUAGCGUGUUGCCAGCCAUUUUAUCUCUACUUCUGCUGAGGAUUUUUGCUCAGUGGAAUCGCGGUUCACAAUGCAGGCAAGCCAAGCAGUGGUCAACAAGGUGACUUUGCCCAUUAUUAAGAUGUCUUUUGUGCUCUCUGAGUCGGUUAUUCAGCCAGCCCCGUGCAGGUUUGGCCGAUGUAGACAUUGCCGCAGGACAGAGCAAUCUCGUACACGGCGUUGUUGGCACACUUCACAAAAUGUUUUCUAUGGUUCUUUAGCUGUUCUUUUUUCCACGCAUCAAACACAAACGAAUAAGCAGCACUUAAUUACGUCCCUUGAUUCACGGAAGGUUCUUUAUCUAGUGCAGCUAGUUUGAUCACUAGUGAUUAAUUGUGGGCUUUGACGCUGACAUCAUUGGGCUCAUUUUGCGAAUGUCCUGCGGCGGCGCAGGUGUUCUCGUGCAUUUACCGUAAUUUUUCAGUAAGUAGCGCACUGCUGUUGAUAAUAUUGCUGCUUUAUACGUCGUCAUACAUCAUGCUUUCACUCUCACAUAAAUUGUCAUUUGACCUUAGUGUCUCUAUCAAAAAACAGGCGAAGAUUGCGUGAGCGAAACCUCCAUGGCACUGUACAUUGCUGAAUUUCAAUUUCUUUCUCGCCUGGUUUGAUUUUUUGUUGUUGUUUUUACGGUGCCCCUGCACAGGAUGUUGAUUUUUAAAGCCGCUUGAAUAAAGCCAGUUGGUAGUUUGCGACUGUCCUGGUCUGUUUCUUCUAGUGCGUCAUGUUUAGCUGCGCUCUCACGAUGGUUUCGAUGUCAAAGCAGCAACUCGCUUAGCAGUCAACUCUUUUGAAGUUGUUUAUUGACUCGGGAUCUCGUUCGGAUUUCUUCGCUGCCUCACCUCGUCAAAAGCGACGUCAGCUCCAUGACUUCCUACGUCCGUGAGAUAUUACGGCUUCAAGACGAAGUAAGAAUUACAUUCACUUGGCGACGAUCCAGAAAGCACCGACCCCUUCAGCUUUUCCGCUGUUAUGACACGAAUGCAGUACCGGUGCGAACGCGUCAACAAAAAAGUAGAGCGGGAAGAUAAGGAGACGCGCGAGGACGAUAGAGUCACCGGAGUAGACGCAAAGAGAGGAAUUUUUUUUUUCGAUCAUUCUUCGGAACAUUUCAUACAGCGCAUUAAGAACUGUUUGAUAAGGGCGAGCUGACAGUGACAUCUAUUUUGCUGUGGAGUUCUACUAAGCACAGGGACGUCGGCAAGAAAGCACGACACUUUUCUUCGGUAUAUGCGUGGCAGCGAUAACAACUGCGCUUUGUUCACGUCACCUGUGCACCACGAUUCCUCUUCGCGCAUAUUUAACCUCUCUUGUCGUGCAAACGAUGUGCAUGAAAUUAAUUAGUUAACAAUUAUAAUAAUUAUAUUAUGAUUGAUGAGCAAAGAGAAGCUGUGAACUAAUAGGCAAGACAAGUUUAUUAACUAAAUUUAUUCGAGUUGCGCAUAGAAUAUUUUUAACUUUCUCUCACUAAUUCAACUGAUAGCAGGCUGGUUCUAAGAUUUUGUAGAGCUACUGCAUCAGAAAGGCGAUUGGCCCUUACUUUGGUCGCAAAUACAACACUCUUAUUCAACUUAAAAUUUUCUCUCCAAGUGAUUGCGGAAGUUUUUUUUUUUAAUUUUUUCCCUACAGUCUAGUUUAUACAUAUAUUCUGGUAUGUACAGUUUUGCUGAAACGGACCUCAAAAGCAUAAAAAAGCAAAAUACACGUCGCAGCUUUGACACGUGUAUAUCUAUCUGCAUGCUGCCAAGCUAAAACAAUCAAUACAGUGCCAGAGAAAGUAUGUUUGCAUCUCAUUCUCUGUGCAUCUGUAAACCUGUCACAGCGACGCGUUAUUAUUCGCCCGCUUUUCUCCCCAUAUUAGAUGUAACAGUAUUUUUCUACAGUGCAAUGGGUUCAGUAAUGACGAAAUUUUCAUUUUUUGUCUCCCAUAUUUCAGCGCAAGAAACCUAAUUUCUCUAGAUGAAUUUGUUUAGGCGAGACGCAUUUCAUCCUAAAGUUCAAAGAACUUUAAAUUUUUUAAAAAUACUGAUGAGUCGACUGGUGAAUAAGCUGCUUCAGUUAGCAUUUCUAGUCAUCUUGAUGAUGGUUUCGUGUGCUCUAUUACUGCGUAUGUAUGGUAGCUUUGAGCAAUAGCUGUUUUAUCUGAUUCGUCAUCACGGCCGGGCCUCCUUGUAUUGUGCGUACUUGUACCGUGAACCCCGCUCCCCCUUCCCAGGAAACAAAAUAUCAUAUACAGAUUUUCUGAAUAUCUUCUUGGACACGAAGCGUAUUCUUUUUGAGACUACGACUCUGCUGUACAAAAUUGAGAGAAUAAACUCUUGUAAUAGAAACUAUUGCCUCUUAUCACGCAAAAGGCUUCCAAUUAAAAUAGAGCAACCAGUAUAAUAGAUACAUAUUUUUGUGAACGUUGUGAUGCUAGCACUGUUAACCUCUAAGCAACCAAAAGGCCGGAUUAAGGUUGUGCACACUGCAAAAAGUGUGAAAGGUGCUCUUCAGAAAAAAAAAACAGUGCACCUUGAGUGAUCAAGUCUCUACUUGUGAGUAGGGACGGUGGAAAAAUAAGUGCUGCGUCGAUGUGCGCGGCAAAUUAGCAGCAAAGCAUCACGUAGUGAACACUUGUAUAACAAUAUCUUCCUCCGGCCUUCGAGCUUGCUUGCAGGCGACGGCUUCCCAACUUUUGCGCACUAAUUCACUGCGUUAUAGCACAAAGUAUCACCAGUGAAGUGUAAAUAUUUACGAUGCUUAACAUUACUGCUACAGAGAUACGCUGUGGACAAUGAUUUGACUCGUUAUAUUGGAAAUUGCAUCUGCACUUUUCUGAAAUAACUCUUCAUAUUACCUCAACGCCUUGUAUUAUCGUCCAACCAAAUAAACACAAUGAAACGGAAA
Molecule: messenger RNA, 7963 nt
Organism: Rhipicephalus microplus (southern cattle tick)
Lineage: Eukaryota; Metazoa; Arthropoda; Arachnida; Ixodida; Ixodidae
Product: synaptotagmin-15
Biological process (GO): calcium-ion regulated exocytosis
Cellular component (GO): plasma membrane; exocytic vesicle
Molecular function (GO): phosphatidylserine binding; calcium ion binding; SNARE binding
Source: RefSeq, a predicted model, not a curated record